Molecule: messenger RNA, 2260 nt
Organism: Amphimedon queenslandica
Lineage: Eukaryota; Metazoa; Porifera; Demospongiae; Haplosclerida; Niphatidae
Exons: 14
Coding region: 78-2180 (700 amino acids)
Biological process (GO): G protein-coupled receptor signaling pathway; gamma-aminobutyric acid signaling pathway
Cellular component (GO): G protein-coupled receptor heterodimeric complex; membrane
Molecular function (GO): G protein-coupled GABA receptor activity
Source: RefSeq, a predicted model, not a curated record
UGAAGUGGCUUCAGAUGUGUGUGUGUGUAUAUAUAUAAUGUGUACAAGUAAGCUCAGAUUCCAUAUUCAUUGAAGUAAUGGAGUGGAUAGUAGUAGCAGCAGCAAUAGUGUGCCUUUUGGUGCCAUUUAAUGAAGGAGUCAGCCAGAGGAAUGAUUCUUUCUUGCUGGUAACAUCCUCCACUGUUGAUUUCAAUAUAACUGAUGUGGCUGACAGUGUUCAAGUAGCAGUCAAUGAAGUACUAAGAGAGUCUUUACUGCAUAAUUUCAACUAUAGAGUCUUUCAGACCCAGUGCAAUGGUUCACUGAGUCCUAGUGACCUACUGAAUGAAUUGAAUAUAAAGUCAGUGGAGGCUAUUGUCCUUGGAUUUGGUUGCACUAACAGCUCACUCCUCUCUGACAGUAAAUGGAAUGAUAUCCAGCCAAUGCUACCACCCAUUGUGUCUUAUGCUUCACUUAAAAAUUGGGACGGCUUAAGAGAGUCUUUUUCUGUAGUGAGAGUUGUUCCUUCGUAUUCACAAUUGGCUCAAGCUUUAGCUAAAUUGGUCUCUCGUUUCAACUGGAAACAGGUCCUUCUCAUAACAGAGGAAAUUGCCGUAUCACUAAAAGAUUUUAGAACCGAGUUUAGCAGUGGAGGGAUCGCUGUUGACAUACAAUCAUUAAAUGGCAAUAUAUCGAGCAAUUACAAAAAUUUAGUAAUAGGAGACAAACGAGUCAUCAUACUUGACACUAAACUUUCAACGGCAAAACAAAUCAUUUGCAGCGCAUUCCACAGUAGGAAACAUUAUCCGGGAUGCGCUUGGAUUGUAAUAGAUAACUUUGUCUCAUCCAGAUGGUGGGAGGAUCAAGUAAAUGUUGAUUUGACCUGUACCAACGAGCAACUUGAGCACGUGCUAAAUUUCUCUCUCACUGUCGGCAUUCACCCCCCAGCAAAAGAAAAUUCUCUACGCUUUGCUGCAUAUGCUCAUGACGCAGUGACAGCAGUUGCACUAGCACUCAACAAAAGUGUUACAUUAGGAGAUGCAUUUAAUAUAAGCUCGUUCAGUGAUGUUUCAUUUGAAGGACAAUCUGGUUUGGUUGGGUUUACAAAGUUUGAUAGGGCAAAUGCAUCUCUUUACAUUAAUCAAAUGAGAAUUAUCAAUGAUACUUUGGUGCCUAAUGGCGUUGGAGUAUAUAGUUACAUCACAAACGAGCUGAAUGUAACAUCAUCUGACAAUGAAAUAUGGCCAUUAGGAGUGCCGUCUGAUGGAAUACCAGUCAUGGUUAUUGUUACACUCAAUAAUAUUUUAUUUUAUGUCUCAGCUGGACUGACUGUUAUUGGGGUAGUCUGGACAAUUAUUUGUUUCUUGUUUCUUGUCAUAUACAGAAAGGCUAAGAUCAUUCGUCUGACGAGUCCAAAGCUACACUACCUCAUGUUGAUUGGAAGUUUCAUUGCAUAUUCCUCGCAGGUUCUUUAUACUCUUCCAAUCACUGAUUCGAUUAUUCUUGAAGUGAUAUGUUCAGUGAGGCUUGCUUUGUUGACUGUGUUUGGUUACAAUAUUUGCCUUGCUGUUGCUACCGUUAAGUUGUGGCGGAUUUAUUAUAUCUUUGUUAAUCCUAAACCAAAUAAAAAGAUUCCAAAAGAUGGGCACUUGAUGAUUGUUAUAUUGGCAAUAACUGCUGUCGAUUUCACUGUCCUACUAAUCAUUGUGGCAUUAGAGAAUAUCUAUACAUCACCACAACUUCAGAAGAGUGAAUUUUACACAACACAAAUCAAUCAAACCACAGGUGAAGUCAAGGAGUUUUAUUUGCUGAUCUGCAACAGAGGCAACUACUUUAGGAUGAUACAGUCAUGGACCUUUAUACACAAGAUAAUAAUUCACAGUGCCUCUCUCUAUUUUUCCUUUCGUACUCGCAAGAUAAAAGUCCCAGUACUAAAUGAGUAUAAGUCAACAUCAGCCAGUGCCUAUUCUACUGCAGUGUUUAUAGUACUUACAGCAAUACUGCUCUUCCCUCUUGCCAACUAUCCAAACAUUUACGUGAUUUGCUACACUUUAUUGCUAUUUACGUUGAUUUCCAUCUUUGUCUCAUUCACAUUCAUUCCAAAGAUGAUUGCACUGUGCAAAGAUCCAAAAGGAGACAAAAUCUUUCAGGAAGAGAAAGUGGUAGAUGUUCUUAGUCCUGCAGGAACAGAAAACUUUUAAUGUUAUCUUUUAAUUUGUUGUAAAAUAUUUAAUUUUAAUUAAGAGCACUUUUAUGGUUUUAAACCCAUAUAAAUGCUGGA